AGUUGGUUACCACUUACUGUCAUAAUAACAACAUGCUUAAAAAUAAUAAUAAAAUAAUAAUCAAAUAAUUCCUCUUUAUAAUUUGAUAUUUUACAAUACAAAUAUUCUCCCAGACUAUAUGAUUGAUGAUAAUUAUUAUUAUUUAUUAAACUUGUUAAUCAAAUUUUAUCAGUAUAUUAAUAUUGUGAUUUGUGUUGAACAUUUUAUUGUUAUACUUGUAUAAAAAAUUACACACAUACUUUCUCAAAUGGCCCCUAUAUAUUUUAAAAAAUUAAAAACAUCAUUUAAAUUGUUAUCAUUACUCCAACUGAAAGCAUUCAUUGAAUACACAUUCUUUUCUUUUUAUUUUUAUUAAAAAUAUUCAACAAUUUUCUUUACAAAAUGAGUAAUCAAGAAAAAAUGCCGUCAUACAGACCAUGGGGAUCAACAGAAGAUGGACAAAUUGAAUUUGAAUCAUUAACAAGUGAUACUCUUGAAGGUGCACUGGAUCUACUUCGUGAUUCAUUCUAUCCAGAUGAAAAUAUAGCUCGAGGUUCUGAAGUUGCACUGGAUAAUGAUGCAGUUGAAGAAUUAAAUAAAUUAGCAAUUGAUGCAGCACGUGAUGGUGUUAGUGUUGUUGCUAUUGAUAUAUCAAGUGGUCAAGUUGUUGGAGUUGCCUUCAACAAAAUUCAAGUACAAUCAAAACCAAAUGAAAAAUCAGCAUUUGAAAUAUUUAGUGAAAAUUGUAAAUACAAAUCAUCAAAAGCUCUUGUUGAUUUUAUGUCUGAGGUUGAUUCGAAAAUUGAUCUUUUCAAGCAUUACAAUGCAAAUUGUUUACUUGAAAUAAUGUUUCUUGGUGUAUUACGUUCACAUCGUAGACGAAGAAUUGCUGAACUUCUUGUCUCAGCAUCAAUUGAAAUUGGAAAACAGUUGAAAAAUGGACAAUCAGUUAAAACACCAGUUGUUAUUAAUAAUGAUAGCUCAAUUAGUAAUUUUAAUUCAAUUCCAAAUAUUGUAUCAGCUAUAAUGACCUCAAAUUAUUCACAAAAAAUUGCUGAAAAACUUGGAUUUGAUUCGUUAGUUGAAGUUAAAUAUAUUGAUUAUAUUUAUCAUGAUAAAACAUAUCAAGAACGUAUUGGUGAUACUCAUCAUACAUCACGUCUUUUUGCCAAAAGAUUAUAACUUUUUAUUUUUAUCAAGAAUAGAAAAAUAAAUAUAUUAUUUUUUUUUUUUAUAUAUCAGUUUAAAGAUUGAUUAUAUUUGAGAUAUUAAUUUAUCAAAAUGUUGAUGAUAUAUUAUAUUUAAUACCAGAUAACAUUUAAAUAUUGUUUUAAAAUUAAAUUAUAUAUUUUCUUUUUAAAUAAAAAAUACUUUAAUAAUGUUUUUAAUUUUUAUUUUUAUUUUUAUCAUUUUCGAGGAUUUGUUUUUUUCGCAGAUUUUUGUCUUGGAAUUUAUUAUUAAGCCUGAUAAAAUUUAUAAAUAUAAAAAAUAACAUUUUAAUCAUUUUAAAAUUAAAUUAUAGAAUUAUUUUUAAUUAAAAAAAUUAAUACAAUUAUUAAAUUAAUAUUAGGAAAAUUAUUUUUCUACUAAAAAAAAAAAAACAAACAAAUCUUAAAUUAAUUCUAAAAUAUCCAAGUGAAUAUUAAAAUUUAAAAUUAAAUCUACAAAA
Aphidius gifuensis is the source of this 1648-nucleotide messenger RNA. RefSeq lists its product as uncharacterized. Gene Ontology annotation, molecular function: N-acetyltransferase activity. Bases 382 to 1161 code for a protein of 259 amino acids. The record is from RefSeq and is a predicted model, not a curated record. NCBI's taxonomy places the organism in Eukaryota, Metazoa, Arthropoda, Insecta, Hymenoptera, Braconidae. The transcript has 3 exons.